Messenger RNA from Oncorhynchus keta (chum salmon), 1264 nucleotides. It is a transcript of the gene cmtm7, whose product is annotated as CKLF-like MARVEL transmembrane domain containing 7. Gene Ontology annotation, cellular component: membrane. The record is from RefSeq and is a predicted model, not a curated record. NCBI's taxonomy places the organism in Eukaryota, Metazoa, Chordata, Actinopteri, Salmoniformes, Salmonidae. The coding region runs from base 36 to 521 and encodes 161 amino acids. The transcript has 5 exons.
UUUAUACUGUAUUUUAUUUAUACACACAUAUCAAAAUGUCUCAUACUGUUGUUACUACCACCACCACGACGAGAUCGUCUUCGGGCGAAGGAUUCUUGAAUUUGGGCUAUACUCGCUCUGUACAAGGAUUACUGAAAAUCGCCCAAGUGGUAGCACUCCUGAUUGCCUUCCUGUGUGUACACUGUGCACGAGGUUGGACUGAUUACUCAGCCUUUCGGUACUUUGAGGUGGUGACGCUAUGGUUCCUCAUAGCCUUCCUCAUCUUCUACCUCAUGUAUGUGUUCAGACUGCAGAGUAAGAUCCCCUGUAUCAACUGGACAAUGACGGAGUUACUGCAUUAUGGCGUUGGGACCAUCCUGGUCUUCAUUGCCUCUAUUGUUGCAGCUGUUAAGAGUGGAGGUCUGUCUGAACUAGAAGCUGGUUCGGCAUUUGGCUUCAUCGCCACAUUCCUACUGGCUGUCAGCAUAUGGACAUCCUAUAAGGUCACAUGUGGUUCCCAGCCAACCAGUGCUUCUGUGUAAAACGGAUCUAUCAUUUCUUCCCCUGAAGUACCAAGAUGACUUCAUUGUCAGUGUGCUGUGCGACAGUAACUUCUUACCCCAACAACUGGCCCGGGGCCAAUUAAACAAUCAGAACUUCAGCUUAGCCCGAGACUGGUUUCACUUCAGGAUAGUUACAAGUUAGCCAGUUAACUUUGUUAAACACUCUAUUUUGUACAGUUUACAAAGAAUGCUUAAAGUAAUUUCUCCUUCUUUGAGAUACACCAUCCUGAUGACCGGUCAGUUGUUAGGGAUAAGAAGUCACCUGUGUGUGCUUUGAAGAGCAGGCAGCUGUUGUUUCAUAUAAGUGCCUCCAGAGUGUUUAAACUAAGGGCUAGGCUGAGAGCCAGACCAAACCACACCUCCAUCUUGAAUGGUCGCUAUUUGAAUGCUUUGAAAUCAAAAGAGGACAUAAGCUGUUUUUCAGUGUUGCCCUGAAGCUUUUUAGAGUUAGAUAUGUCAAUGCCACCCCUGUUUACAUUAUUUAUUUGAGAGCACAUUUUUGUGAUGAUAGUUUUGUGCUUUUAUGUUCACGUAUGUCUUUCACAGCAUUAUAGGCUGCUUAUGAGAAGAAUAUAAUCAUAAAAAGGUCAACCUUUAUACAGCCUUACACUAUCACGUGUAUUUAAACAUCUCUUCUUUAUCUGAUGUGUUUGUGUUUGUAUAUGGGUUUAUAUUCCAAACAUGCUUUUGGUUGACUGAAGUAAAAGGGAAACCCAACAGCA